CGGAGAGGGUGGGUAAACAGGCGAGGGGGCGAUUUCUUGUGGCUGGAUUUCUUAUUAGAUCGAGCAGUUUCGUCGGUAGGUGUCCAAAGGCGCGACCUUUGAUGGAUUUUUGUACCUGUUCAUCGAAGAGUCCUUGGGUCACUGGUCGCAAGUUUGAUUUUUGAUGCGAUUUCUUGAUUCGAAGGUUUCCCUCUGUAUCAUCCGAGAAGAUGAGAGUUUUUAGCCUCGAGAGCGUUAUAGAGGAAUUUGAAGCGUUGACGAACGAUGCUGGACGGCUCCAGACAGAGUCUCUCCGAAAGAUUCUGGAGCAAAAUGGUGAAGCAGAGUACUUGCGGAACUUAGGCCUCGGAGGAAGAACUGACCCGGAGAGCUUCAGAGCUUGCGUCCCUUUGGUCACUCAUAGAGAUCUGGAGCCUUAUAUUCAGAGGAUAGCCGAUGGUGAUACUUCUGUUCUCACGGGGAAGCCUAUAACUUCAAUUUCACUCAGUUCUGGUACCACACAAGGCAAACCCAAGUUUCUACCAUUCAAUGAUGAGCUAGUUCAGUCCACAAUGCAGAUAUAUAGGACUUCAUUUGCAUUCAGAAACCGAGAAUAUCCAAUCGGAGAUGGAAAAGCUCUGCAGUUCAUCUAUAGCAGCAGGCAGGUAAAAACUAAAGGAGGCCUUAUUGCGACAACAGCUACAACCAAUGUGUACAGAAGUGAACAAUUCAAGCGCACUAUGAAGGAUAUCCAGUCUCAAUGCACUAGUCCUGAUGAAGUUAUAUUUGGUCCAGAUUUCCGGCAGUCCUUAUAUUGCCACCUCCUUUGCGGGCUGAUCUACUCAAACGAAGUGCAGAUCAUAUCUUCCACCUUUGCUCACAGUAUAGUUCAUGCUUUUCGAACACUUGAGCAGGUGUGGGAGGAGCUGUGCAUGGAUAUUAGAGAAGGAGUUCUCUCCAGCAGAAUCACUGUCCCAUCUAUACGUUCAGCUGUUUCUAAGCUUUUAAUCCCCAAUCCCAGCCUAGCAGACUCUAUAUACAACAAGUGUGUGAGAUUAAGCAACUGGUAUGGCGUGAUUCCAGAGCUUUGGCCCAAUGCCAAGUAUGUCUAUGGCAUUAUGACCGGAUCUAUGGAACCGUACUUGAAGAAAUUAAGGCAUUAUACCGGAAGCCUACCCCUCAUGAGUGCUGACUAUGGAUCUUCAGAAGGAUGGAUCGGUGCUAACGUAAAUCCUAGUUUAAUUCCUGAGUUGGCAACCUUUGCAGUGCUUCCUAACAUUGGCUACUUCGAGUUCAUCCCUUUAGAGAAACCUGAGGAGCAGGAGCUGGAGAAUAUUGCCUCCACCAUUCACUAUAUAGAAUCUGAGCCAGUUGGCCUGACUGAAGUUGAAGUUGGCAAGGAGUAUGAAAUUAUUGUUACCAAUUUUGCAGGUUUGUAUCGGUAUAGGUUGGGAGAUGUGGUUAGGGUAGCUGGCUUUCACAACUCUACACCCGAGCUUCAAUUCGUAUGCAGGAGAAGCCUGGUGCUGAGCAUCAAUAUCGACAAGAAUACCGAGAAAGACCUGCAGUUGGCUGUCGAAGAAGCAGCGAAGCUCUUGGCCGCGGAAAAGCUCGAGGUUGUGGAUUUCACGAGCCAUGUUGACACUUCAACGGAGCCUGGACAUUACGUAAUCUUCUGGGAGUUGAGCUCUGAUACAACUGAGGAGGUUCUUCGCAGCUGCUGCAAUUGCUUAGACCUCGCCUUUGUCGAUGCUGGCUACAUCGGAUCUAGAAAGGUUGGCACCAUUGGACCUCUCGAGCUUCGUGUUGUACGCAAGAAAACAUUCGAGAGGAUCUUGGAGCAUUUCCUCGGACUUGGGGCUGCCAUGAACCAGUUCAAGACACCACGCUUCGUCAGCCUGUCGAACAGCAAGGUCUUGCAGAUCUUGUGUAGGAAUGUCACUAGGUGCUACUUCAGUACUGCCUAUGACAUCUAAAACUCGUGUAUCAUCCUCUUUUGUGAUUCGUCUUUCCUUUCUCUGUAAUCCUUUUAGCUUAUCAAGUUCCUCGACGGUCCUACUUAGUUCCUCCUGUAAAUCUUCAUGGCUGUAGCACAAGAACAGUGGUGUACUAUUGCAGUUGCAAUGUGAAUGUAGGAUCACAGUGCUUUUGCCGAUUUCAGUUCA
Molecule: messenger RNA, 2144 nt
Organism: Musa acuminata subsp. malaccensis (wild Malaysian banana)
Lineage: Eukaryota; Viridiplantae; Streptophyta; Magnoliopsida; Zingiberales; Musaceae
Source: RefSeq, a predicted model, not a curated record